UCCUUCACCCUGGGCCUCCUAUCUGUAUUAUCAGCUGCCACAGAUGCCCCUCCCCUUCACCCCUCCAUGAAUUUUCGACGCUUUUCGUUUGACAGAUUGGAGUUGCGCGCGCGCGCGCGCUGCACCAUCAUUCCACGUGAAUUUUUUUGUUGUUUCUUGCACGCGAAAGCCGGUUGUACCACCAAUAACAAUUGUUUAUGCAGCGUCGUUAACGACCAUAGUGUGCAUGGCAGGGCAUUCUCCGGUAUGGCGGGGAAGGAUGGGAAGGUGGAGUCGAAGGGUGAUAUUGUGAGACAGGGAUUUAUGGUGAAGCGUUCGCAAAAUAAAAAACGCUUCACACCAAUAAACUACAAACAACGGUGGUUCGUACUGACACGUCGUUACCUCGUCUACUACGACAAUGACAGUGAGCGACGAAAGGAACGGGGUCGCAUUGCCAUUGAGAACGUGCACGUGGUGGAAACGGCAAGCCUAGGGAACGUUGGCGUCGGCGACGUGGCUGCCGGAAGUGAAGCAGGCUCAGGGGGUGGUGGCGGUGGUGGCAUACCCCCUGGCCUGCCAUUUCAAGUUGGAUAUCGUGAGGCAGGUCAGGAGUACACUCUUUAUCUACUUGCGGCACGUGAACAGGACCGAGUCGAGUGGAUUCGCGCACUACGUGCAGUUUGCAGUGAAAAUCCAGGUCUCUCCGGUAGAUAUCACGCUGGUCUCUGGAGCGGAAAACGCUGGUCCUGCUGUCGUCUGUCAACCCGCAGUGCUGAGGGUUGUGAUACCUGCAGUUCGUGGUCAUCGAAGCCACCAUCUAGUAACACGACAAAUUCCACAAACGCCUCACCAUCAAUUAACACAAUAACCAACGCUCCUGGAGGUGAGGCAGAUAGACGAAUUCAACAGCAAUCUACAACGACAAUAACAGCAACUACAAUUACAUCAACAACAACAAGUACAACUGGUAGUGCUGCUGAAACCAACAAUAAUCCAGUAGUUCAGUCCCAGGCACGCUCGACAAUUGGGGCACCCUCGACACCGAUAAUGCCAGGUGGUACGCCUGGAACGCCCUCCUCAAAGGCAAAGGAAAAAUUGAUGCUGAGGACAAAAGUGGUGGUUGCACUCUAUCCAUUUCGGGCGAUCGAGGGUGGUGACUUGUCACUGGAGAAGGGCGCCGAAUACGAGGUUCUCGACGACUCGCAGGAGCACUGGUGGAAGGUCAAGGAUGGGCACGGAUCCAUCGGGUAUAUACCAAGUAACUACGUUAAAGAGAAGGAACUCCUGGGACUGCAAAAGUAUGAAUGGUAUGUGGGCGAUAUGUCACGGCAACGUGCUGAGUCUCUCCUGAAACAGGAGGACAAAGAGGGUUGCUUCGUCGUUCGCAAUUCAUCCACCAAGGGCCUCUACACACUCUCACUCUACACUAAAGUGCCCCAUCCACACGUCAAGCACUAUCACAUCAAACAAAAUACACGUGGUGAAUUCUAUCUGUCAGAGAAACACUGCUGUGGAUCAAUUCCCGAUCUAGUGAAUUAUCAUCGUCACAACAGUGGUGGGUUAGCCAGUCGUUUGAAAACUAGCCCCUGUGAUCGACCAGUUCCGCCCACUGCUGGUCUCAGUCAUGAUAAAUGGGAGAUUGAUCCAGCUGAGCUUCAUCUACUUGAGGAACUUGGCUCGGGGCAAUUUGGUGUAGUUAGACGUGGAAAAUGGCGGGGCUCUAUCGAUGUCGCGGUUAAGAUGAUGAAGGAGGGCACCAUGUCUGAGGACGACUUCAUCGAGGAGGCUAAAGUCAUGACGAAACUCCAGCACCAAAACCUAGUCCAGCUUUACGGAGUUUGCAGUAAAGAUCGACCGAUAUACAUAGUCACAGAGUACAUGAGACACGGAUCUCUGCUAAACUACCUCCGUCGACAUGAAGCUUCAUUGUCGUCGAACGUUGGUCUCCUACUCGACAUGUGUAUACAGGUAUGCAAAGGAAUGGCAUAUCUCGAGAGGCACAACUACAUUCACCGUGAUUUAGCAGCUCGCAAUUGUCUCGUUGGCUCUGAGAAUGUCGUUAAAGUUGCUGAUUUUGGAUUAGCUAGGUACGUACUCGAUGAUCAAUACACGAGCAGCGGUGGAACAAAAUUUCCGAUAAAGUGGGCGCCACCGGAAGUACUGAAUUAUACAAGAUUCAGUUCAAAGUCCGAUGUCUGGGCAUACGGUGUACUCAUGUGGGAGGUAUUCACGUGUGGUAAAAUGCCCUACGGUCGUCUUAAGAAUACGGAGGUUGUUGAGAGAGUUCAGCGGGGCAUUAUUCUCGAGAAACCCAAGGCAUGCUACAAGGAAGUUUACGAGGUAAUGAGAAAAUGCUGGGCCCACUGUCCCGAGGUGCGGCCCUCGUUCCGAAUCCUAAAGGAACAGCUGAUAAACGUAUCUCAGGGCUUAAUCAAUGAUUGACUCAACCUUUUGCGGUGUUUGCGCCUGUCCUCAUCACCAACUGGACGCACGAUAUUACCACCAAAAUCACCUUCACUCGGACGCUCACCCUCGAUAGCACCAUCUCUAAGCUCAUCAUACAAUUCAUCAACUCUGCCAGUACGUGGCAAAGAUAAAAUACGUGAACCAGCAUUAUUACCAAAUUCAAUUGAUUUUUUACAUUUAUCAUCGACAAUACCAGUUGUUACUGGAAAAUUGAAGAAGGACGAGGGUUCACCAUCACCGAGCAAAGCUGGCAGUAAAAGUGCUAGUCAACCAUCCUCGAGUGGCUCGUCGAAUGUUUGUGAAAUAUGUAGUUCGUACGGUCAUCCGUGGAUUGAAAUAUGUAAUGCCAUUAGAGCUACCAGAGGCAAAUGAUUUUCAUUAUACGAUACUUGAUGAUCGCUUUCAUCUGUUCAUCAUUCAUUUGAUACAUCUCAUCGUUAUUUUUAUUCUACUAUUUCGCAUCUGAUUUUUAUUUUUUCAUCAUUUUUUUUAGUUUCACAAAUAUCGGAUUAAAAUCAGUCGUACUCACUCGUGUCUGACAUCUUAACAUUAACUUUAAUUCUGUGGAACUACACGUUCACUCAUUAAUUGAACGGAAAAGGCCUGAAUUCACCGCUUAUGGAAGUUACAUGCAACGAAAAAAAAAAUAACAAUUAACCAACGUUACAAGAGACACAAGAAGGUUUAAUCAAUUGCGUCCAUACAGGUACAUUUUUUUUUUCAUAAACAAACUUCCGGAGUAUGCAGAUAUCAUACGAGGCAGAAUAAAAAAUGAGAAGUACGCACGAAUCGUGCAUCACAAUUAAUAUUUUUAGGAAAUAAAAAAAUUUACCUCAUUUUCUAGGGUAAAACACUGUAAUUGCGCAUAUUGCGCCUGAUGAAGGAUUUAAAAAUGACGGACAUAUUUUCGUUUCACCGUUAGAGAUUUUAGUGGAGGUGUAAUUAUUGUCAAGCUCAAUUUAUUUCAGUAGCAAAGGGGUGGUCUGAAAUGAGUCAAAUUCCAUGACAAUCCAUCAUCUUUAUUUUUUUUUGUGAAUAUCUUUGAAUCUGAGAGAUACGAAUUUUUUAUCCAAAGGUAUUCACAGAUGAAGAAUAAUCGGCAAUUGUUUCCACUCUUCCCUUACAUUUUGACAACGAAGGAAAAAUAUUGAAAGUCACAUAAAUUUCUCCUUUUUUAAUAAAAAAAAAAAUCAGCACCGAUAGCACAUGGACUCGCCUUGUGAGUAGAUGCUCAUUGAGCUCACUGAAAAUCAUCGUUCCUCUCGAAACAUCUCAAUUCAUGAAACUUAAUAUUAAUGAUUAUGAAAAAAUAAGAGUUUUGACUUAGCGUAAGCGAAGAUGAAAAAAAAAAAUGAGUGAAAGGAAACAAGAAAUUAUAAAUCUAGAUUUUUGCCUUACUGAGAGUGUGAGACAAUUUUUCGACAAUUUCCACGAUAAACAUUUGUAAAUACUCCGCAGGAGAUCUUCCGCGUCGAACACGAUGGGUACUGAUAAUUCUUUUCCACUACUUAUGAAAUUAUUUUUGCCCCUUCCCCUUAACCGAUAAAUCAAUGAAUCUCAAAAGAAAAAAAAAUCGAUGUUAGCUCAUUUACGAUAGCGAUGAGAUUAAUGAGAAAACUAUUAGACGAAUCAACGUGUUGUUUAUUGAAAUUUGAAAAAAAAAAACAAUGUUUUUAAAGAAUGUAAACGUUGAGCAUUAUACGAUUUUUAAUAGUUUUUAUAGAUUUACCAUUUGUUUGGAAUAAUUGAGAAUUAUUAAGAUUGAAUAUUGAGUAAUUUUGUUAGAUUAAUGAAACAAGGAUUGAGUGGUCUUGACGUUAGUGUCCCUGAGAUUAACCGAAACAUAAAAAUUUUUGCAUUUCCAACAGUUGCACGAUAGCAACAAUGUUUAUGCGUGUCAGUGAAAAGAAAUAAAUAACAGAAACAACAUUUGUAAUACGGACCCUGUAACGACAAUAUAAACAUGUAUGCGAGUCUUCAGACCAUAAAACGUAUUUUAAAGAAUUCCAGAGAAAAAAAAA
Messenger RNA from Fopius arisanus, 4469 nucleotides. It is a transcript of the gene Btk29A, whose product is annotated as tyrosine-protein kinase Btk29A. The record is from RefSeq and is a predicted model, not a curated record. Gene Ontology annotation, cellular component: plasma membrane. The coding region runs from base 67 to 2424 and encodes 785 amino acids. The transcript is spliced from 14 exons. Gene Ontology annotation, biological process: protein phosphorylation; intracellular signal transduction. Gene Ontology annotation, molecular function: non-membrane spanning protein tyrosine kinase activity; protein binding; ATP binding. Lineage: Eukaryota; Metazoa; Arthropoda; Insecta; Hymenoptera; Braconidae.